AGUCACAAAUGUGCAGAUGAAUGUCAUUGUUGAGCAUGUUUAAUUUAUUAAACGUUUUUAUAAGACAUGUAUCUAAACAAAAUGUUCUCGGUAAACUUCAAUAUUCAUCGCAAGUAUUACCACAGUUUUCUUCGGAGAAAUUCAACAAGACGCGGAAAGAGUUCUCCUUGGUCGAGUUAAAAGACAUAGAUUAUUUCAAAAAAAUACUUGACAAGAACCGAGUAUUGACAGAAGAAAGCGAUGUUUUGCCAUUUAACAUCGACUGGUUUAAAAAUUGCAGAGGUCAAUCGAAGGUCGUAUUAAAACCAAAGAGCGCUCAAGAAGUAUCUCAAAUUUUGUCUUACUGCAAUCAGCGGAAGAUUGCCGUUUGUCCUCAAGGUGGAAAUACUGGUGUAGUAGGCGGAGGGGUUCCAAUGUUUGAUGAAGUAAUACUCAAUUUAUCGUUAAUGAAUCAGAUUAUCAGUUUGGAUGAUAUAUCAGGAACUUUGGUAUGUGAGGCGGGAUGUAUCCUAGAAAAUUUGGAUAACUAUGUCCGUGAGCACGAGCUCAUAAUGCCUCUGGACCUUGGUGCUAAAGGCACCUGCCAUAUCGGUGGGAAUGUCAGCACAAAUGCUGGCGGGAUUCGGCUAUUGCGCUAUGGAAACCUGCAUGGAUCUAUAUUGGGUGUCGAAGCUGUAAAAGCUGACGGUACAAUCGUAAAUUGUCUGAAGACACUAAAAAAAGACAAUACAGGGUACCAUCUGAAACAUUUGUUCAUAGGAUCUGAGGGUACACUGGGAGUUGUAACAAAAGUGGCCAUUCACUGCCCGGUUAAACCAAAAUCGGUUACUGUGGGUCUUUUUGGACUUCAUAAUUUUGAAAAUAUUUUAAAGCUGUACAGAAGUGCUAAAUCCUCCCUGGGCGAAAUAUUAUCUGCAUUUGAAAUGUGUGAUCGUGAUGCAUUAAACAGCAGUUCAAAAUAUCUCAAGCAAAGUCUUCCGAUAUCAGAAUAUCCAUUUUAUGUGUUAGUUGAAACCCAUGGGAGCAAUGAAACACAUGACGAGGAGAAACUAACUCAAUUUUUAUCUAAAGAGAUGGAGAGUGGGCUCGUAUUAGAUGGCACUGUUACUUCCGAGCCAGGAAAAAUGCAGAACAUUUGGAGUUUCCGUGAAAGUAUACCCGCCGCAGAUUUAGCAGGUGCUUAUCUACAUACGUACGAUGUGUCGCUCCCUCAGAAUUGUUAUUACGAGAUUGUACCAUUGUUGCGCGAGAGAUUAGGCAAUAAGGCCAGAGUAAGCGGGUUUGGACACAUUGGUGACGGCAACAUUCACAUCGACGUAAUAGUUCCAGAAUACAGUACGGAAGUAACGAACCUUAUUGAGCCUUUUCUUUUUGAAGAGGUGGCUAAAAGGAAUGGUUCCGUGAGCGCUGAACAUGGAUUAGGAUGCCGUAAGCCACAUUUGAUACACUACAGUGUAGACGAGACUGCGGUACAAUUGAUGCGUGAUUUGAAGAACGUGAUGGAUCCAAACGGUAUCCUGAACCCAUAUAAGGUUCUUCCUGACGAUGGUGUAUAAUAA
Messenger RNA from Achroia grisella, 1559 nucleotides. RefSeq names its product D-2-hydroxyglutarate dehydrogenase, mitochondrial-like. Lineage: Eukaryota; Metazoa; Arthropoda; Insecta; Lepidoptera; Pyralidae. Gene Ontology annotation, cellular component: mitochondrion. Bases 21 to 1556 code for a protein of 511 amino acids. The record is from RefSeq and is a predicted model, not a curated record. Gene Ontology annotation, molecular function: catalytic activity; FAD binding. The transcript has 9 exons.